Phalaenopsis equestris is the source of this 1820-nucleotide messenger RNA. Its product is annotated as cytochrome P450 709B2-like. Gene Ontology annotation, molecular function: iron ion binding; oxidoreductase activity, acting on paired donors, with incorporation or reduction of molecular oxygen; heme binding. Lineage: Eukaryota; Viridiplantae; Streptophyta; Magnoliopsida; Asparagales; Orchidaceae. The transcript has 5 exons. The coding region runs from base 83 to 1606 and encodes 507 amino acids. The record is from RefSeq and is a predicted model, not a curated record.
UUCGAGCUAUAUAUACAGAAGCUGCAGGCAACACAUAUUUGUUGAAGAAAAAAGGUUUUCCACACUGCUGGUGAGACGAGAGAUGGGAUAUCUAGAACUCAUCGUUGGAGCUCUAACCGUGGCCUUGACCACAUGGAUAUGGAGCUUUCUGGUUUCGUUUGCUUGGAGGCCAUAUUUGAAAGCAAAAAGGUUGAGGGAACAAGGCGUUGGGGGUCCCAAAGGCAGCUUCUGGUCUGGAUGUGCAGACGAGAUCAAUCAUAUGAAGGCUGCUUGCGGAGAUAUGGUCUUCGACAUCAACUCACAUGAUUAUCUUAACAAAAUUUUCCCUCACUAUAUCAAGUGGAGUUCUCAGUAUGGAGGAACAUUCAUUUAUUCCAUAGGAGAGAAAACAAGGCUUUUCAUCUCAGAUCCAGAGCUUAUAAAAGAAGUACUAUCCAAUAAGUUUGGUUUCUACAUGAAGCUUGACCCAGGUGCCGGCAUCACGGCUCUACUAGGAAAAGGAUUAGUUCUAACUGAUGGUGAGCAGUGGACAAGACACAAGAGAGUUGUCAACCCGGCUUUCACAAUGGAAAGAAUUAAGACAAUGACAAGAACAAUGGCAGAUUGUGCAAAAUCAAUGCUUGAUCAGUGGCAGGACAAGAAAGAAGUAGAAGUUGGGAUGUAUUUACAGGAACUAACUGCUGAUGUUAUCUCACAUACAGCCUUUGGAAGUAGCUAUUCUGCUGGAAAAGAAGUCUUUCUUGCACAAAAAGAGCUUAUAAUGAUCGUUCUAGCUUCCUUUCUUAAAUUAGAAUUUCCUAUAAAGAAGUAUCUUCCUACAGAAAAUAACAAGCACAGAUGGAAGCUUGAAAAGAAAUUGAGAGGAACCCUUAUGAGCAUCAUAGAAAAUAGAUUAGCUUCCAAGGAAAAAGGUUAUGGAAAUGAUCUGCUUGGCCUUAUGAUGGAGGCUUGCAAUACAGGAAAUCAAGGAGAAACAAAUUUGAGCAUCGAUGAGAUUAUAGAUGAGUGCAAGACAUUCUACUUCGCUGGGCAUGAAACCACCUCCCAUUUACUAACCUGGACAAUGUUUUUGCUGAGCACACACCAGGAUUGGCAGGAAAGGCUUAGAGAAGAAGUGCUUAGUGAAUGUGGAAAGCAAAUUCCUGAUCCAGAUAAAAUUACCAAAUUCAAAUUGAUGACAAUGGUUAUCUUUGAAGUCUUGAGGCUAUACAGUCCAGUGUCUGUAAUUGCUAGAACAGCACGUAAGGAUAUAAAACUGGGUAACCUGAUGAUACCAAAAGGCAUGGACAUAAUAAUUCCGAUAGCCAUUAUUCAUCACAGCAAGGAAUUAUGGGGUCCUGAUGCAAACGAAUUCAAUCCGCUAAGAUUUGAGAAUGGAGUCUCAAAGGCUGCAAAGCAUCCUAAUGCAAUGAUGGCGUUCUCCAUUGGACCAAGAGCCUGUGUCGGUCAGAAUUUUGCAUUAACGGAAGCCAAGACAGUGCUCUGUAUGAUACUGCAGCGGUUCUCGUUCACAAUUUCUCCAGAUUACAAACACAUGCCUGCAGACAGGAUUACCUUGCAGCCCCAGAAAGGGCUCCCGAUUGUCCUUACACCCUUGGAGGCAUGAGGGGUAUCAAUAAUGUCUUAAUUUUGCCAUCGAAACUUUGCAAUAAUUAGACUGUGAUAUCAGACUUUUAAUAGCAUAUUCCAAAGAUUACUUUUUUUUUAUUAUUUAGUUUGCUGGCCGCUGUUGUUACAGCUUUAAAAUGUUUGAAUUUGCACAUAUUAAAUUAAGAACUCAUUCAUGCUCAUAGAAAGAAUGGUAAACGGAAAAUGAUGGU